AUGUGGCGUCGACCAGGCGUCGUGUUCAGUGGCGUCGCGCUCUACGCGGGCGUGACGUUUGUCUCGUACGUGACGUUCUACGACCCGCGAACGAGCAAAAGCCGCGCAAGUGCUGCGCAACAACCAGUGGACGACGCCACGCGCGUGCACACGUUCAACGCGAACGCGGCACAAUACGACAAAGAAGUCGAGUGGGACGAGCGCCUGAUGGGCAUUUCGCUCAUGCGCCGGUUCCUCUUGCGAAACGCGGGGGGGCAGAUUUUAGAAGUAGCAGCAGGCACGGGCCGUAAUUUGGGGUUUUAUCCUGCUACUUCAGCGGUAAUUCUCACCGACGCGAGUCGAGGGAUGCUGGACCACGUGCCUAAAAUAGAACAGCAGCGACUCAACAGCUGUCAACUCCACGUGAUGGCGGCCGAAAACUUGAGCUUUCCAGAUGAGCAGUUCGAUACGGUCGUUGAUACGUUUGGACUGUGCAGUAUGGACGACUCCUUGCAGACGCUACGCGAGAUGCAGCGCGUGUGCAAAAAAGACGGCGGUCGGAUUCUGCUCUUGGAACACGGCCAAAGCAGCUACAAGUGGUUGGCUGGCAUUUUGGACAAGUUUGCCGACUUGCACGCUCAAAAGUGGGGCUGUCACUGGAAUCGAGACAUUCUGAAGCUCGUUGACCAAGCGGGUCUUGAAGUCGAGUCGAUGCACCGUUUCCACUUUGGAACGACUUACUACAUUGUGGCGAAACCUGGCUGCAAGCACGACAAGGAGGUAGAAACGGACGAUAGAAGCGCUGGGUAG
Molecule: messenger RNA, 789 nt
Organism: Hyaloperonospora brassicae
Lineage: Eukaryota; Oomycota; Peronosporomycetes; Peronosporales; Peronosporaceae
Source: the annotation of a GenBank genome assembly